This is a messenger RNA of Macrosiphum euphorbiae (potato aphid), 231 nucleotides long. The record is from the annotation of a GenBank genome assembly. Lineage: Eukaryota; Metazoa; Arthropoda; Insecta; Hemiptera; Aphididae.
AUGGAAGAAAAUGAAAAGCUAGAUGAAUAUUAUAAAUUGAAAUCUAAAAAAAAACCUUUCCCUAAAUAUGUUCAAUUACAGAUGAUUGCUGAAAUAAAAAUGGCUAAAAUCAAAACUGGUAAAAAAGAUCGACGACAAUACUAUCUACUAUCUACAUAUGAUGUAUUAAGUGUUGCAGAAGAAAAGUUUUUAAUACACAAACAAAAUGCAGCUGAUGAAAAAAUAAGGUAA